Manihot esculenta (cassava) is the source of this 1379-nucleotide messenger RNA. Its product is annotated as ras-related protein RABC1. Bases 576 to 1208 code for a protein of 210 amino acids. The transcript is spliced from 7 exons. Gene Ontology annotation, molecular function: GTPase activity; GTP binding. NCBI's taxonomy places the organism in Eukaryota, Viridiplantae, Streptophyta, Magnoliopsida, Malpighiales, Euphorbiaceae. The record is from RefSeq and is a predicted model, not a curated record.
AUAUUCCUUUCUAUCUCUAUGUUCUUUCUAGUGGCGGUUCCUUCUCCGAUGGUAGUUGUAUCUAGAGAGCUCACAGUGUUCUUUCUGGUGGUGAUUCCUUCUCCGACGAGAGCUGCCAGUGUUUGCAAGCUAGGUUUUUAUCUUUGCAUAGGCUUAUUGGGCCAUGGAUCUCGGACUUUUGGUUGAGAACUUCUAAGGGUUGAGUGUUGUAUUUGAGCCCUGGAGCUUUCUAUAACAAGGCGGCAAGGCAAGCAUAUUAAUCGGAAUUGAUCUAACGGCUAAGGAUCUCAGAAACAAUGUAAGAAAAUAGUCCUUGUAUCACCGUAACAUAACGCAUAAGCGAAGCAAUCGGUGUACAAAAGUGAAAACGGCCAUUACAACUUACAAGAAAGAAAGAAGAAGACUUUAGAGCUUUCUUUGUUUCUCUGCAAUCUCUCCUUUUAUCUUUUUUGGCUCUUAAUAUUUAUACUCUUCCUUCCUAUACCAAAACCUCAACGUCGGAUCUCAUUCAAUCUUCCCUUCAACCAAUUCUCAGAAUCUCAGGAGAUAUUGUGUUUGGGCUUAUUGGGUUGUAAAUGGAAUCGUCUUCAAGUCAACCGGAGUUUGACUACUUGUUCAAGUUGUUGUUGAUUGGAGAUUCUGGUGUGGGGAAGAGUAGCCUGCUAUUGAGCUUCACUUCCAAGACUUUUGAGGAUCUCUCUCCUACAAUAGGUGUGGAUUUCAAGGUAAAGCAUGUUACCAUAGGUGGGAAAAAGUUGAAACUUGCAAUUUGGGAUACAGCUGGACAGGAGAGAUUUAGAACACUUACUAGUUCUUAUUACAGAGGAGCUCAAGGGAUAAUAAUGGUUUAUGAUGUAACAAGACGAGACACAUUCACAAAUCUAUCUGAUAUAUGGGCUAAAGAAAUUGAUCUAUAUUCAACAAACCAGGAUUGCAUCAAGAUGCUUGUUGGCAAUAAAGUUGAUAAGGAAAGUGAAAGGGUUGUCACGAAAAAGGAGGGAAUUGACUUUGCCAGGGAAUAUGGAUGCUUAUUUCUUGAAUGUAGUGCAAAAACUAGAGUCAACGUGGAGCAAUGCUUUGAGGAGCUUGUUUUAAAGAUAUUAGAAACACCAAGUCUAUUGGCUGAAGGCUCAAGUGGUGUGAAAAAGAACAUCUUCAAACAGAAACCUUCACAGGAUGUUCCAACUAGUAAUUGUUGCUCGUGGUGAUUGCAUACUAUUGUUCUUGCUGCUCUUGUUGAAGACAUUACCUCUUUUUUUCUUCUCUCCUCGACCUAUAUGAUCAUCCUUGGAAAGUGAAAUAUUACUUACAGACUGGCGAAGUUGAUGUGAUCUUUAUGUUCUUUUAUUAUUUUAAUGAAUCCUUGUCUUGUUAUGGCC